AUGAGCGCAAUCAGAUCCUCCUCCUCGGCCCUCCUCCUCAUCGGCGGCGUCGCUACCCUCCCCGGCGCCGCCUCGGUCCGCAGCCACUUCCCGCAACGCAGCAGCGCCUCGACCGACGCGGAGCUGGGGUACAUGCAACAGCCCCUCGGCCCGGCCAGCAGUCAGAGAUCCGUGACGACGUCAACCAAGAGCGUCAAGAGCACAACUGCGGCGUCAUCAAAAGCGUCGCUGGGCUGGCAGGGUCAGGCGUUAUGA
This is a messenger RNA of Colletotrichum karsti, 255 nucleotides long. RefSeq lists its product as uncharacterized. NCBI's taxonomy places the organism in Eukaryota, Fungi, Ascomycota, Sordariomycetes, Glomerellales, Glomerellaceae. The record is from RefSeq and is a predicted model, not a curated record. The coding region runs from base 1 to 255 and encodes 84 amino acids. The transcript has a single exon.